AACAGUUCGAAACGUGAAACGCGCGCUGCUUAAUUUUAACGGAACAGAAAGAAAGAGAGAGAGAGCGUGAGCGAGAAGCAGUGCGAAGAGAGCAACAAACAACAAGACGUGGGUGCUAAACGCGCGCGCGCAACUGAAAAAUUCACGAAAUUUCAUGAAAAUAUUUUAGUCAAGUGUGUGCGUGUGUGUGUAUUUGUGUGCGUCUGUGUGUUGGUGUUUGAAAACGACAACAAAAAGCAAGUGCAAAAGAAAAAUUCAAAACAGCUAACAAGUUUUUUUUUUCUGCGCACAGAAUACAACGACAACGACGAAAUUUAAAGUAAACAACGGCAAAAAGCUGUUGUUAUUGUUUUUGGCAGAGCUUUAAAGCGGGUCAAAUGCAUAAAUGAAAAAAUAAAACGUGUACGAAACGAAACGAAAUUGAAAUCAAAUGCAAUAAAUUCAAGUGAAAUGUGGCACAAUUAACACACACGCCUUCAUUUAGUUAAACCAAAGUUUGAAGUUUAUAAUACAAAAAAUAUCACGAGACGCGCGCGAAGCAUGGAAAUGCAAUUACGAAACGCCGCAAAUAGUGUAGCCAGUGUUGCCAAAUGGCCAAAAAGUAGCCGAAGCCAAUGUUGAAAACAGCUAAAUCAGUUUUAAAUAACAACUGCUUACGGCUAACACCCGAUGAAAGUAGCCAAAGUUAGCUAGAAACUAGCUAAAUUGGCAACGCCGCGCGCAGCUAAGGCCUGUUGCCAUCCCGCUCGCUCCCGCGCACAGACUAGCGCGAAAGCUCGGCGUAGUAUUUAAACAAAACAACAAACGAAAAAAAGAGGUGGAAAAAAUAGGCUAAAGUUCUAAUCACAGCCCCGGAACCCGAAAUGCUACUGCACUUGGCGGCAUUGUUUUGAACACCUUUUGCGCAUCCACAAAUGGCCGCUAAACAACAGCAAGGCGUACGAUUUCCCAAGGCAGCAGCACAGAUAAGUCGCCAGCAAGACUUGAAUUAUUGCACGCAACUGCAGCAGCAGCAGCAGCAGGAGGAAGAGGAAGAAGAAGCAGCAGUCACUGCAACUGCAACUGCAACUGCAACUGCAACGGCAACCGCAAGACGCACAUAUUGCAACGCAGCUUCGGCUACAAACAAUUGUGGAAAAGUGUGCAAACGAACAAUAGAAACUAGAUAGAAAAUCAGCAAAAGCGGCAACAAAACAGAGCAACUACCAACGGGCAACCUAUAUAUAAACUACUCUGUUUUUUUUUUUGGUAUAUGCUUCGGUUACGAUGUCGUUGAUGAAAAUUCAUCGAAGCAAUGAAUCAUUUUGGCGUUGCGGAUCGUUCAUGUUGCUGCUGUCAUUGUUGUUGCUGCUGGCAGAGGCUGCCGCGACUGUCGCCAGCGAAUCGCAAACGAGUGCAACAAAUGCUGCAAUUAGACAGCAGCAGCAGCAGCAGCAGGGGACAGACACUGCAACAGCAACUUCGACGGCAACUGCUGUCAGCGAAAGCCAAAUGCCAGGCAAUUCGGCUGAAAUUUUGAGCGCCAGCGAUGUGGACGCGGUUGCCGAGAAGCCCACAACGUACCGGCCCGCCGCGGCUGGGGGGGGUCGCCCUUCGCUGGCGCCACUUAACUCGGCGCUGGAGCGGGAUCGCAAGCUGAGGAAUGUGUUGGCCGCUCGCCGCACCGCACUGCAACGCGGUGGCUUUCGCACGCGGAUCGGCACCACCGGACGCAGCGCCAUCUCGCCGGCGGCUGCGGCUGCCGUGGAGAGCACCUCGAAGUCGCCGAGCGAUCCGCGUUCCGUGUGCAUACGCAACUGCACCAAGAACUUCACGCGCCGCACCACCGCCAGCUGCAUGCGACAGUGCGCCAAUUUUACGCGCAUGGCCAUGGCGGGCACCGCCAAUAACAGCUCUUCGGUGGUGCUGCGGGCGCCCAGCAAGGCGGCCAGCACGGGCACGGGCACGGGUGAGCGCGACACCAACGAGAUACUCUUCAGCGAUGAGUCCUCGCAUGGGCUCUUUGUGGUGGCCAAGGAGCAGAACGAUACGCUCAACCACAUAGCUGAUGCUGUCAAAUUGCCGGCGGCGGGCAAGCAGCAGCAGCAGCGUGGGCGUGGCAAGCCCAUGCUGGCCGCACUGGAGCAGCAGGACGAUGUCGCAGACGAGGCGGACGUGGAUGAGGAUGAGGCCGAGCUGCAGCCCUAUCUAUACUUUGGCGCCAAGCUGCCGCCCAUCAAGCCCGGCGCAUUGACCAUCACACCAGCCGAGGGCGACGAUCAGCAUCCGCGCGUGCUCGAGGUCUCCGUCAGCCAGACCAGCAGCACCACCAGCCCCGCCAGCACCACCGUACAGCCGACGGCCAAAUCCACCGUCUCCACGCGUCGCCCCCUGACCGCCGUGGAGCGCAGCCGCAGUCGUUACAAGUAUCAUAUGCGCGAACGCGGCGUGGCGCCCACUGCACCACUGACCCCACCAGCUGCACCACCACCAGCAGCUAUCAGUCGCACGCGCUACGUGGGCUCGGGCCGACCCACAGCGGGUCUCGCGGAGAGCUCGGUGGAGCAAAAGCCCGUCGAGCCAGCUGAGCCCGAGCUGCUGCCAAAGCCUGUGCUGGUGCGUCGAGUGGCUGCCAAACCACAGACAUCCUCGACACCACUCAUUAUCACCGUGCUGAGCGCCGAGGAGGAGACAACGGUGGCGGCCGAGCCAAGCACAAGCAGCAGCACCACCACGACAGAGCCACCCAGCACCACGAGAAAGCCAGCUACAACAACGAGCACCACAACAACGAGCACCACGACAAGCAGCACAACAACGAGCAGCACCACGACAAGCACCACCACAACGACAACACCUGCCCCAACGACAAGCACGAGCACCACAACAACCACCACAACAACCCUUCGGCCCAGCACCACAAUUGCAGCCCCAACCACUACAAGCACCACAAGCACACUGUCAGCCAAGACAAAGACCAUCAUCGAGGAGGAUACGGAACGUUUGCGCGCCUUGGGUCCCUCUCUGACGCAGGAGAUCAAUAUCGAGGAUCAGAAUAAUCUGAUAAUAUUCUGCAACAGCACCGCCAACUGUGCGGCGACACCGCGCACACCGCCACAGCUCGCGGCCACCACCGACUCGAGUUCGGGCUCGAAAAUAUUGCGCACCACGGUGCUGACAUCCGUACGUUCCACGGUGAAUCCGCGCACCACCAGCCCAGCGCCACCAGCGCCCAACAUCUUCAUAGGCAUUGUGGAGUCCUCCUCCUCCUCGCUGCCAUCCGACGUAAGCUCUACGGCAAUUGCGGAGGAGCGUGAUGUCGGCCUCGAGAUGAGGCGCAUGAAUUUGGUCACACUGGUUUUGGUCGCUGUGGGCGUGGUUCCAUUGGUGGCCAUUGUUUUAUAUUUGGUGCGCAACUAUGUGGUGCGGCGCCAGGCCAAGCAGGACGAUGUCUUCGAUGUGUGCAUCACAGAUCAGCAGCCCAUUAGCCCCGUCAAAAAGAUCGACUCCAAGUACCAGCUGGAGCCCGACGACGAUGAAGUCGACCAUCAUCAGCAGCAGCUGCAGCAGGCCAUGCCCAUGUCCAACUCGCAGCAGCAGCAGCAACAAAGUCCGCGCGACUCCAACCACAAUCGCUACGAUGACAAAACAUCCUUGGCCAGCGAGUAUCAGGAGUUCGAGCGCACCAACAUCCGACUAAAGAGUCUGCUCGGCGAGGGCAACUUCGGCCAGGUGUGGAAGGCCGAGGCGGACGAUCUGAGCGGCCAUUUCGGUGCCACGCGCAUUGUCGCCGUCAAGACAAUACGCGCCUGCAGCGCCCAGGUCAGCCUCAAGGAUGAGGCCAACAUUAUGCGCAAGCUGGGCUCCCAUCAGAAUGUGGUCACACUGCUCGGCGCCUGCGUCGAGAGCGAGCCGCACAUGCUGAUCAUGGAGUACGCGAUGCGCGGACGUGUGCUGUCGCUGCUGCGGGCCGCACGCAGCGCGACGAAUAUUCUGCCCGCCUCGGUGCCGGGCGGACGCAGCCUGGCGCCGCUCUCGCCACGCACCCUGGCGGGCUUUGCGCUGGACAUUGCCUGCGGCAUGGAGUACAUAGCCGGGCACAGGAUUGUCCAUCGGGAUCUGGCGGCGAGGAAUGUGCUGCUGGAUCACAAUGGCAUGUGCAAGAUCUGUGAUUUUGGCAUGUCCAUUGAUCUGGAUGCGGAGCGCAUGCGCAAGGAGCAGGAGAAGAAUGCGGCCAACGAUAUAAUGCGCAGCAAUGCGCAAAAGUUUAAGUUCGACUUUGGCAGUCGCUAUAUUUUGCAACAUUGGCAGCACACCUUUGGCCAGGGCCAGGGCCAGGGCGGCGGCGGCUGCUCCAAGGAUCAGGCGGAGAAGAAGCAUCAUGGCCAUGAUACAAUUGGCAAGCGGCAUGCCCUGCCCAUACGCUGGAUGGCGCCGGAGAGUCUACAGUUUCACAUGUUCACCACCGAAACGGACAUUUGGGCCUUUGGCAUCGUCCUCUGGGAGAUUGCCACGCUGGGCUCCACGCCGUACUCUCAUCUGACGGGCCGCGAGGUCAUACGCCGUGUGCCGCAGGGCCUGCGACCCGAGCUGCCCAAGGAGAGCCGGCACGAGUUCUACAAUCUGAUGUCGCGCUGCUGGCACAAGGAGCCGCAGCUGCGGCCCACGUUCGCACAGUCGCGUCUGGAGAUCACACGAUCGCUGCACAAGUGGGUCGAUGAUGAUUCCGCCGCCUCGGACUAUAUGGACGUGAGCGGCUUUAGCGAGGAUCUCGAACAUGGCGUUGUCUACUUCAACCACCGCAUCUCGGAGUUUGAGUGCGAAAUAUGACGUUGACUGAAUCACCCCAUCCACCAAUCCACCAUCAACAACCACCUGCACACUAGGGCCCGGCAUCGGUUAAUUCAUUUGCCUCAAACUCGGGUACUCAAUUGUUUUAAACGAAAACCGACAAACUCGAGCCUACGAUUAUCGAGCUAAACGAGUAACCAAACAAAGUUCGAGCUGCUCGAGCAGCUACAACAUGUUCGAGCUAACGGUCUGAUAUCAUACAUGUAUGAUCGAUUAGCUCGAACGAGUUUGCAGCGAGUUAGAUUAGUUCUUUUGAAACGAAUCUUCGGUCGAGUAGACCUUUUCAAUUUUUUGUUUGCAGCUUGGGCUUGUUUUCAGCUUGAGAAUAAUUGUUCGAGUAUUCGAAACUUGUUUCAGCUGAUUCGAUGCAGGGUUCUGUUGCACUCCAUCAUCUCGUCGCCAUUGCCCACCAACUAAUGUGUACAUCAGGCUCAUCCGCACACACACAUAUUUCCUGUACCAUUUCAAAAUUCGCGUGCUUGUCGAGCAGUAUUAUUUGUAUCUUAUAUCUGUAUCUUUGCCUCUUAGUUUCGUGACGUUUUCGGUUGAGAACCUCUCAAUCUUUUGUAUAUAUUGUAUGCGUUGCACAUGAUUUAUUUUAUGAUUUUAUUAUUUAGGCCCUAUGUUUAAUUAAUGGCGCUACUUGUGCUUAGUUGAUAUUAGUCACUUAGUUCUUCUAGUCUAUAUCUAAAAUUCAUUUCCCCAAGUUGAGCCGCCCAACGUAAUCCGUAGCCUUAGUCGAGUUGACUGCACCGCAAUAUAUGUAUGGCACAGAGUUUAGUUUUGAAAUUUAUUCUUCUCAACAUAGGACUUAAUAUUAUUGUUAUCGACAUAGAUAUAUAUAAUUGUACAAAUAAAUUAAUUAAACACGAAAUAUAAUAAUUAUAUUUACACCAAUUGAGAAA
Molecule: messenger RNA, 5735 nt
Organism: Drosophila montana
Lineage: Eukaryota; Metazoa; Arthropoda; Insecta; Diptera; Drosophilidae
Gene: Tie
Product: Tie-like receptor tyrosine kinase
Exons: 6
Coding region: 1267-4809 (1180 amino acids)
Biological process (GO): multicellular organism development; protein phosphorylation; positive regulation of kinase activity
Cellular component (GO): plasma membrane; signaling receptor complex
Molecular function (GO): transmembrane receptor protein tyrosine kinase activity; ATP binding
Source: RefSeq, a predicted model, not a curated record